This is a messenger RNA of Athene cunicularia (burrowing owl), 782 nucleotides long. RefSeq names its product agouti related neuropeptide (gene AGRP). Bases 32 to 646 code for a protein of 204 amino acids. The record is from RefSeq and is a predicted model, not a curated record. The transcript is spliced from 5 exons. Gene Ontology annotation, molecular function: neuropeptide hormone activity; type 1 melanocortin receptor binding. Gene Ontology annotation, biological process: hormone-mediated signaling pathway; positive regulation of feeding behavior; adult feeding behavior. NCBI's taxonomy places the organism in Eukaryota, Metazoa, Chordata, Aves, Strigiformes, Strigidae. Gene Ontology annotation, cellular component: extracellular region.
UGGAGGAGCUUCAAGGGCUUUUCCAACCAAGAUGAUUCUGUUAUUCUCCUGCACCCGAGCUGCAGGUCCUAAGCUUGUGGGGAGGAGGACAUCGAGGCAGAGAGCGGUAGUGGCGCUCCCAGCAAGCUCGGUGGAGCAGCAAGCAGCGAGCCCCUCUCUGCUUGAAAGGUUGUCCCCCAGGACCAUGCUGAACAUCCUGCUGCUGUGCUGCGGGCUGCUGCAGGGGAUCCAGGCCAUCCUCACUGCCGACCUCAGCUGCGGCCCCCUGCAGAAGGUGAGCGGUGGGCUUGAGGGGACGGACAGAGCCCGCUACUCCAGCCUGCUACAGAAAGUCAAGGAGGUGUCUGCGGAGCCAGCAGGAGCUCUCCCCAGGCUGGGGUUUGAGCAGAUGGCCCUGGAGGUCCAAGAAGCUAACAGUGACCUCAUGCAGAGAGGCGGUGCGCUGGAACCUCAGGCAUCGUCCACAGAACUGCAAGCUGCGGGCCGCGAAGAGCGCUCCCCCCGCCGCUGUGUCCGUCUCCUGGAGUCCUGCCUCGGGCAUCAGGUCCCCUGCUGUGACCCGUGUGCCACCUGCUACUGCCGGUUCUUCAAUGCUUUUUGCUACUGCAGAAAAAUCAGCACCAGUUUCCCCUGUGGCAAGAACUAGCACCCGUGCCACAGGGCUGCCUGCUCCUUGCCCAUGCGUGCUGCCUUGUCCUCUGCAGCUCUAAUAAACCAGUCGUUAGCAAAAGCUGUUGCUGAACGGGAAUGGUUCAAUGUGUCUGCUUGGGAUCUUGGGGGAG